GCGCCAUCGGGGGAAGCGGAGGCGGCGGCGGCGGCGGAGGAGGAGGCGGCGGCGGCUUGGAGCCAGACCUCAGCCCGGCCGUCCCCGUCCCCCUCCCCGCCGCGGGGGGAGACAGCGCCAAGGGCAGCCCAGGGCUCGUGGCGGCCGUGGCCGGAGCCGGAGGGGCCGGUGAGAGAGGUGGUGGGGGGAGGGGCGCCUGCCUUCCUUCUUUGCCCAGGCUCCCUCUCUGAAUUCGCCUUUCUCCCCGCAGGUGCCUCUUCGUCCUCCUCCUCUUCCUCUUCUUCCUCCUCUUCCUCCUCGUCCUCACUGCUGGCGCAUCCCGCGGAGGCGGCGCCCUCGGUGCCCAACGGGAUCUUCGCGCCGCCCGGAGUGGCCGCCAACGGGGACUCGAAGUCUGCCGCCCUCGCCGCUGCCUCAUCCGCCGCCUCCUCUUCGGCCUCCGCCGCCCCGGCCUCCUCUCCCGCCUCCAGCACCCCACUGGUCGACUUUCUGCUGCAACUGGAGGAUUACACGCCCACGAUCCCAGAUGCUGUCACGGGCUACUACCUGAACCGCGCUGGCUUCGAAGCUUCCGAUCCGCGCAUCAUCCGCCUGAUCUCCCUGGCUGCCCAGAAGUUCAUCUCCGACAUUGCCAACGACGCUUUGCAGCACUGCAAGAUGAAGGGGACGGCCUCUGGCAGCUCCCGAAACAAGAGCAAGGACAAGAAAUACACCCUCACCAUGGAGGACCUUGCCCCUGCGCUCUCCGAGUACGGCAUCAACGUCAAGAAGCCCCACUACUUCACUUAGCUGCCUGCCCCCAACCCCCUGGAUUCACUCUUGGACUGCUUCUUUUUCUUCUUGGCUGCUGUACCAUUAAAGUUCUCCCUUUCUUGAGG
Lacerta agilis (Sand lizard) is the source of this 878-nucleotide messenger RNA. It is a transcript of the gene TAF10, whose product is annotated as TATA-box binding protein associated factor 10. NCBI's taxonomy places the organism in Eukaryota, Metazoa, Chordata, Lepidosauria, Squamata, Lacertidae. The record is from RefSeq and is a predicted model, not a curated record. Gene Ontology annotation, cellular component: SAGA complex; transcription factor TFIID complex; nucleus. The transcript is spliced from 4 exons. Gene Ontology annotation, molecular function: promoter-specific chromatin binding; RNA polymerase II general transcription initiation factor activity. Gene Ontology annotation, biological process: transcription initiation at RNA polymerase II promoter. The annotation marks the transcript as partial.